Molecule: messenger RNA, 2333 nt
Organism: Chara braunii
Lineage: Eukaryota; Viridiplantae; Streptophyta; Charophyceae; Charales; Characeae
Source: the annotation of a GenBank genome assembly
GUGGAAUGGUUUUAGUAACACAUCGCGCGAUUUGUACGUCGAGGAACAGUUCUGCCUGGGACGGAGGAAUAAACCUAGUUUCCUAGGGGAUUGAGAGUCAACUUCCUUGCUCUGUCGGGGAUUGAGAAAGAACUUUGUACUGCAGGUAUUCAACCCCACGAAGGCAGUCCGUGACAAGCUCGAUUCUAUCCAGGGAAAGGGAUGUCGUCUGUUCAAGAGUAUAUUGACAAACACAAGCUUGCACAGCGCAUCGAGGAGUCGGUCAAUGCUGCUGUCCGAGCGAAGACCGAUGACCCGAUCAUUUUCAUCUCGAAUUACUUGCGGAAGGUUUCAGCGUCGGUGAUCAUGAAAAUAAAAGCUCGACAAAUUUUGGACAGUCGUGGGAACCCGACGGUUGAGGUGGAUGUUCACACAGGAAAGGGAAUGUUUCGUGCUGCUGUCCCAAGUGGUGCAUCCACUGGAUCGUACGAGGCGCUCGAGCUGAGAGAUGGUGACCAGAGCAUCUACCUUGGCAAAGGUGUGCUGAAGGCGGUCGCAAAUAUCAAUGAGAAGAUUGCACCGGUGCUUAUUGGCAAGGAUCCUACGCUACAGGAAGCAUUGGAUAAAGUGAUGGUUUCUGAGUUGGAUGGAACGGAAAAUAAGGAAGUGCUUGGGGCAAAUGCGAUCCUGGCAGUGUCUAUGGCAAUAGCUAAGGCUGGAGCUGCUGAGAAAGAGGUUCCAUUGUAUCAGCACCUUGCUGAUCUCGCCGGGAACAAAAGGUUGGUUUUACCCGUCCCAGCAUUCAAUAUCCUUAAUGGAGGAAGACAUGCUGGGAAUCAGCUUGCAAUGCAGGAGUUCAUGAUCUUGCCAGUUGGGGCAGGGAGCUUCUCGGAGGCCAUGCAGAUUGGGACUGAAACAUAUCAUCACCUUAAGGCAGUCAUUAAGGAGACAUAUGGGCAAGAUGCGUGCAAUGUGGGAGAUGAGGGUGGAUUUGCACCAAACAUUUCCAGUAACAAGGAAGCGCUUGACCUAAUUGUUUCUGCAAUUGAGCGAGCAGGACACACUGGGAAGAUCAGAAUAGGGAUGGAUGUUGCAGCCAGCGAAUUCCACACAGAGGACAACUUCUAUGACCUGGAUUUCAAGACACCAAACAAUAAAGGAAACCAGAAAAGGACAGGGCCAGAGCUGUUGCAGAUGUACGCCGAGUUUUGCAGAGAUUACCCGAUAGUGUCAAUUGAGGAUCCAUUUGAUCAGGACGAUAUGGAGAACACGAAGGCACUGACUGCCCUCGAUAUCUGCCAGGUGGUUGGUGAUGAUCUCCUUGUCACUAACCCUAAGCGAGUGGCAGCUGCAAUUGAGAACAAGACCUGUAAUGCACUGCUCUUGAAGGUGAACCAGAUUGGGUCGGUAACUGAAGCAAUCGAGGCUGUGAGAAUGGCCAAAGAUGCAAAGUGGGGAGUGAUGGCUUCUCAUCGCAGCGGAGAGACAGAAGAUUCUUUUCUGGCUGAUUUGUCGGUGGGUCUAGCGACUGGGCAGAUAAAGGCUGGGGCCCCUUGCCGUAGUGAGCGGCUUGCCAAGUACAAUCAGCUUCUUCGAAUUGAGGAGGAGCUUGGGAAGAGAGUUGUAUAUGCAGGAGCAUCAUAUCGAUCCAUUUCAUGGGGAAAGGAAACCCUGGAAACACAGCGAAGCCUUGAAGUGCAACGAACCCCUUAGCAAUGACAGGCUGCGAGAGUGCGUAACAUUUGUUUGAGGCAAAGGGGUCUUCGACUUUAUGGUGAGGUUGAGCUUUUGUCUCACUAUUCGUUUUCGUCGAGUGUUAAUUAAUUUAAUUCAGAGUUGCUUUUUGGGUCUCCCUAGUGCCCUAGUUUUGCCUGUGUGACUCUGUGGAUGCUGUCGGAUGAUCUUUGUGUGAGAGCCCCAUUGCAAAUCACGUUAUGGGCACACGUCAGUCUUCAUUGAUUAUGCCAUGCCCAGAAGUGCUAAUUCUAUUUUUAGCAGUCGAGAAAGAAGCUGUUUCAUCAGCCUCUUAGAGAGUCUGCGCAAGUGAUCUGACAGCCGGUCAUUGCAGUUAUCGCCUUCUUCUGUAAAAGGUGAAAGUGUAAGUAGCAAGGGGGUUGGCAACUACUCUGCCUAGGUGGACUUGGAAUUGUUGAUUCUUUUGGGGUCAGCAAAAAGAAAUUGAUGCCGAUUAUGAAUGCGUCGUACCUGGGAAGCGUCCAUGUAGGCUAUCAAAUUUUAGCGCGCAAAAAUCGUCUAUAUGUUUUCCUUAUUCGGAAAAAAAAGAUUGAUCACAAUCGCUUGGCUUGGAUUGAAGAAGUUGGGAGGAGGUCGAUGAACAAAAGCGCAUCCACUAG